Hippopotamus amphibius kiboko is the source of this 1386-nucleotide messenger RNA. It is a transcript of the gene ASGR1, whose product is annotated as asialoglycoprotein receptor 1. The transcript has 9 exons. Gene Ontology annotation, cellular component: external side of plasma membrane. Gene Ontology annotation, molecular function: D-mannose binding; fucose binding. Lineage: Eukaryota; Metazoa; Chordata; Mammalia; Artiodactyla; Hippopotamidae. Gene Ontology annotation, biological process: biological process involved in interspecies interaction between organisms. Bases 238 to 1140 code for a protein of 300 amino acids. The record is from RefSeq and is a predicted model, not a curated record.
UGGUGUGUUUGGACACACAGACACGCAGACGCACAGACAGGCAGACGCACAGGGCUCAGGGCCCUCAUAUGGACCCUGCCCCCUCCUCUCCCACCAUCCAGGGCAGUCUGCGCACCCUAAUUCUCCAGGCUUCAGCCCGUUUCUUAGCCUGGGAUCUGCACAGCGUUGAGGGACCCAGGAGCCAACCUUGAGACCUUCAGCAAGUAAAAGGGGAAGAAAGGUCCAGCCAGCCCUACCAUGACAAAGGAGUAUCAAGACCUUCAGCACCUGGACAACGAGGAGAAUGACCAUCAGCACAGAAAACGUGAGGGGACGACCUCCCCCAUUUCUGAAAGGCGAGCAUUAGGGCCGCCUCCUCCUAAAUCAUUCUUUCGGCGUCUCUGCUCCGGACGCAGCCUCCUCCUGAUCUCCGUUGGCCUUAGCCUCCUCCUGCUGGUGGUUGUCUGUCUGAUCGGAUCCCAGAACUCCAAGCUGCAGGAGGAGCUGCGGGGUCUGCGAGAAACGUUCAGCAACCUCACUGUGAGCACGGAGGCCAAGGUCAAGGCCCUGAGCGUCCAGGGAGGAAAUGUGGGCAGAAAGAUGAAGUUCCUGGAGUCCCAGCUGGAGAAACAGCAGCAGGACCUGAAUGAAGAUCACUCCAGCUUGCUGCUCCAAGUGAAGCAGUUUGUGUCUGACCUGCGAAGCCUGAGCUGUCAGAUGGCCGUCCUCCAGGGCAACGGCUCUGAAAGGAACUGCUGCCCGGUGAACUGGAUGGACUACGAAGGCAGCUGCUACUGGUUCUCCCACUCGGGGAAGCCCUGGCCUGAGGCUGAGAAGUACUGCCAGCUGGAGAACGCCCACCUGGUGGUGGUGGGCUCCUGGGAGGAGCAGAAAUUUAUCCAGCACCACAUGGGCCCUGCGAACACCUGGAUGGGCCUCACUGACCAAAACGGGCCCUGGAAAUGGGUGGACGGGACGGACUACGAGUCAGGCUUCAAGAACUGGAGACCAGAGCAGCCAGAUGACUGGUAUGGGCACGGGCUCGGAGGAGGUGAAGACUGUGCCCACUUCACCGAUGAUGGCCGCUGGAACGAUGAUGUCUGUCAGAGGCCCUACCGCUGGAUCUGCGAGACACAACGGGACAGGGGCAGCGAAAGCUAGCGGCCUCCUCUCCCCCUAAUUUAUUUCCUCAAUGCCUUUACCUGCCAUGGGGGUCCUAGUCUGGGCACCCUCCUAUCUGGGGGCUUCUGGAUUUUCAUCUAAGAUUUGAAGGGAAGGGGGAAGGGUGGUGUCUGAGGAAUGUAGACUGAUGUUUGGAGGGUCAAAGAGAUUGAAACCCAUGCCACUGUCUGUGGUUUGCAGAUUAUUAUUGUCAACUUUUUUUUUAGAGUGAAAAGAAGAGAAAUA